AUGUCGAUGGGCUUUCUGGACAUUCUCUCGCUCGACGGCAAGUGCUUUGUCAAACUGAGUCCGUUCAUGAAGCUCAUCUCGCAGUUUACAGUUCCCUUUGUUAUGCUUGGCAUACUCUCGGUCAUCACCGCGUGCUACAUGGUGGUCCUCAUCUCGCGGCGCAAGCGGCUCAAGGCCAUUUCCGGUGGCGAGCACGUGCCGUGGGUCAAGACCGCGCCGUUCAUCGAUGCCUACAUCAACUUGUUUGGCAUUUGUACUGUUCCGCUCCUGCACACCUCUUUCCAGCUCCUGAUCUGCCGCAAGGUCGGCGCGGUCUUUGUCCUCAAGCUUGCCCCCGACGUCGAGUGCUACACUGGGCCGCACUCCAAGUGGGUGGCGUUUGCCACAGGCAUCACCGCGUUUUACAUUCUCGUCUUUCCGCUUGUCGUCUACUUUCGGCGGCGGCGGGCGACGCAGCGCAUCCUCUCACAACGGUUCUGGCAGCGCAACGUCUCGCAGCUCCGGGCCAAAAUCUUCAAGCUCCACAUGUUCUGGUGGGAGCUUGCUUUUCUCGCCCGCGACGUCAUGCUCGUCCUCAUGUACGUGCUCUGGCUAGCUCAUCCGCGCCAGCGCACGCUCUCGAUCCUCAUGAUCCUCUUCAUGUCCUUUAUUGCCCACUGCUACGCCCUCCCGUUUGUCGAUCGCUGGGACAACGCCAUCGAGACCACCUCACUGCUCACCCUCUGCUACACCGCCUUUGUCUGGCACUACCCCAACCGGUUCCAGCUCUCCAACGAGCGGACCGACGCUCUCGUCAAGAACAUCUUCCUCUACACCGGCUUUGCCUCAACGGCCACCUACAUUGCCUCGCGCGUCUCGUACGAGCUCAUCGGCCGCUUCUUUCUCCCCAUGUACGCUGUCGAUCCCUCUGACUACGACGUCCACCACACGCCGCACACAUAG
Molecule: messenger RNA, 942 nt
Organism: Thecamonas trahens ATCC 50062
Lineage: Eukaryota; Apusomonadida; Apusomonadidae
Exons: 1
Coding region: 1-942 (313 amino acids)
Source: RefSeq, a predicted model, not a curated record